UGCGAACACUGAACCGCUCCAAAAUUUUUUCAAAAUAAAAAUGGCAAAAUCUUGAACCUUACCCAAGCGGACUCUCUCCCUCUUUCUUUCCUGGCACAAUUCUGCUCACUCACUGCUAGUAGUGUACUAUUACUAAAUACUACUCCUGCAGGGGGCUACUCGCCUGUCGCCGUUUUUCCUCAUCCCCUCCUCCUCCUCCAAAAAGAAAAACCCAGGACAUAUUGCAGCAUUUUUUUCUUUUAACGAGUAGUAUUUUGUUAGCAAGUGGCACCCAGAAUUGUAUUAAAAAGGAAAAAAAAAGAUUAGAUUCUUCUUCUUAAGAGCCUUGCCUUUUGUUUGUUUGUGUUUGAUCGAGUAAUCUUGAAGAAUCUGCAGAAAUGGCAGCGGUUUCCCCAACUUUACAAUCGCCUUUCCGCUCUCCCCACGUCUCCCGCGGUACUAUUACUCCUUCUGCCUCGCUUACCACCAGCUCUUCCUCUAUGCCUCCACUUCUUUGGUCAUUGUCUUCCAGCACCUGUUACAGCUUCUUAAGCUCAAGGUUCAGGACCCUUGACACUAUCGCUUUCAAGAUUCCCCCUCCUCCCACAUCCUUCCCCAUCCGGAUGUCUUGGGAUGGCCCUCUCUCCUCUGUCAAACUAAUCAUUCAGGGCAAAAACCUUGAGUUAGCUCCAGCAGUGAAGAGUCAUGUGGAAGAGAAGUUGGGCAAGGCUGUGCAAAAGCACAGCCAUCUGGUGAGGGAGGUGGAUGUCAGGUUGUCUGUCCGAGGUGGAGAAUUUGGAAAAGGCCCCAGAAUCCGAAGAUGUGAGGUAACCUUGUUUACUAAGAAGCAUGGUGUCGUUCGGGCAGAGGAAGAUGCAGAGACAGUGUAUGGAAGCAUAGAUUUGGUGGCAUCCAUCAUCCAGAGGAAAUUGAGGAAGAUCAAAGAGAAAGAUUCAGAUCACGGUCGUCACAUGAAGGGUUUUGACAGACUCAAAUUCCGAGAUGUUGGCGGUGCACUACCAGCAGCAGCAGUUGAAGAGGGCUUAGAGACGGUUUCCGAGGCACAAGAUAAAGAUGAGGACAUUGCCAAUGAGAUUGUUCGUACAAAAUACUUUGACAUGCCACCUUUGACUGUAAGUGAAGCGAUUGAGCAGCUGGAAAAUGUGGAUCAUGACUUCUAUGGUUUUCGGAAUGAGGAAACUGGCGAGAUUAACAUUGUGUACAAAAGAAAAGCUGGAGGAUAUGGACUGAUUAUUCCUAAGGGGAAUGGUAAAGCAGAGAAAUUGGAGCCGCUGACAGUUGAACCAGCUAGAGAACCUUCCAUGGCAGAGUAGAGGCAUAUGCUGUAAGUGAUUAAAACCAAAGUAUACUUUAUAGCAAAGAGUGCAACUCUGAGUAGAGGCAUUAUUGUAGCUUACGAGAAGGAAUUUUCUGCUGCAACUUGAAUAGGGCCGUGUAAGAUGAUCUUGUAUAUAGACUGAGGAGAAACAUUGGGUUAGGCGUCUGCCUUCUUGUACGGUGAGGUGCAGUGUGCCGUUUACUGCUUAUGGCUGAAAGCAGGACCGCUUACGAAAAACUGGAUUUGUUUCCUUCUGAAAUUUUAUACAGAAAGAUGGAUCUGAAUUA
This is a messenger RNA of Coffea eugenioides, 1605 nucleotides long. Its product is annotated as ribosome-binding factor PSRP1, chloroplastic. The transcript has 5 exons. The coding region runs from base 378 to 1313 and encodes 311 amino acids. Lineage: Eukaryota; Viridiplantae; Streptophyta; Magnoliopsida; Gentianales; Rubiaceae. Gene Ontology annotation, cellular component: cytosolic small ribosomal subunit. Gene Ontology annotation, molecular function: ribosomal small subunit binding. Gene Ontology annotation, biological process: negative regulation of translational elongation; primary metabolic process. The record is from RefSeq and is a predicted model, not a curated record.